Molecule: messenger RNA, 5035 nt
Organism: Sardina pilchardus (European sardine)
Lineage: Eukaryota; Metazoa; Chordata; Actinopteri; Clupeiformes; Clupeidae
Gene: casc3
Product: casc3 exon junction complex subunit
Exons: 14
Coding region: 10-2598 (862 amino acids)
Biological process (GO): mRNA processing
Cellular component (GO): exon-exon junction complex
Molecular function (GO): mRNA binding
Source: RefSeq, a predicted model, not a curated record
AGCGCUAAGAUGGCGGACCGGCGACGACGAAGGAGGCGCGCGUCUCAGGACAGCGAGGAGGAGGACGAAUCUGCCUCUGGUUCGGAGGGUGAAAGACCAUGUUCUCCUGGGGCAAAGGCCCGUGUAAGGGAACCUGAGCCCGUGGAGUCGCCAUCUGUUCGAGUUGUGAAGAAGAGCGAUGACGAAUCGGAGUGUGAAAGUGAGGAUGGUGCAGGUGAAGCGGUAUUAUCCGACUAUGACAGUGCAGACCCUGAGGAGGGGGCUGAGGAGGAGGGCUCACAUUCAGAGGGAGGAGAGGAGGAUGAGGACGAGCCAGAGGAAAAUGCAUCUCGGCCCGCUGAAGUCCCCGUUGCUGAGCCGGAUGGCCCCGUUGUGGAGCUCGAGGUGGCGGAGGCGGAGGCGGAAGCAGAAGCAGAAGUGGAGGUCAAGGGUGUGGUGGUGGUGGAGGAAGAGGAGGAGGAAGUAGAGGGAGAGGAGGAGGAGGAGGAGGAGGAGGAAGAAGCAGAAAGUGAGGCUGUAGAGAAAGAGGCCAAGACGGAGGACAAGAGCAACCUCGCCGGAGAGAGGCAAAGUGGAGACGGCCAGGAGAGCACAGACGACCCUGAGAACAAGGGCGGCAUUAAAACUGGCCAGAAGUUGGAUGACGACGAGGACCGUAAAAACCCUGCGUACAUCCCCCGCAAGGGCUUGUUCUUCGAGCACGAUGUGAGAGGCCAGACACAGGAGGAGGAGAGGCCUAAGGGUCGCCACAGGAAGUUGUGGAAGGACGAAGGUCGUUGGGAGCACGAUAGGUUUCGAGAAGAGGAGCAAGCACCCAAGUCGCGUGAGGAGCUGGUCGCCUACUACGGCUACGAUAUCCGCAACGGGACGGGACCCAGCGAGGGACGACAAUACCGCCCACGCAAGCCCCGGCACGGCUCUCCCCCGUCGCGUGACAAGCGUUACCGGGACCUCCCUUCGGAGAAAUUUGUGCCUCGCUCCUGGCAAGGCGCCCGCAGCGCCCCUCCUGCCCCGGGGCCCCAGUCCUCGGGCCCUCCGCACGGCCCCAGCCACCCGGCUCCCUCCGGCCCGCGCCCCUCCGCCCCCAGGCUCUCCUCCUCCCACCCCGCGGCCAACCACUCCGGCCGGGGCUUCCAGGCCGGCCGCCCGCAGCAGCAGCAGCAGCAGGUGGGCCUCCACCGGGGCGAGGGCCGCGGAGACAGGGGCCCCAACGGCGCCGGUCCCCGCUACCAGCGGCCGCAGCACGUGGAAGGCGAGCGCGGGCCGCGGCUGAGGGGGACCAGGGGCCCCGGGCCCGGGCAUCAGUCGGAGCGUAGCCCCUCGGUGGUGGUGGAGGAUGUGCAGCAAAUAGGCGACGUGGACGACGACGACCUGGACGACGAGGGGCCCGCCAUCACCAUGACGACCACCUUCACCAGCUCCAGCUACAGCCACUACAGCAAGGCGGAGCGCGACAUCGCCGUGGCGGCUACUGCCGCGGCGACCGCCCCAUCGUUACAGUUCUCGCGGCGACAGCAGCAGCAGCAGGACCCGUCGCCCUCUUCCCAGCAGCAGCAGCAACAACAGCAGCAGCAGCAGAGGGGCACUGGCGGCAGCGGUGAUUUCCCAGCAUCCUCGGCGGGCCGCGACUCGUCGCCGCCCCCGGAGCGGCCGGUGGAGAGGAAGUCGUACUCGGCUGCCCGCAGGACUCGAGUGCGGCCCUCGGACAUGGGCAAACAGGCGUCUCUGGACGAGCCCGUGCUCCCGCAGACCACAGCGCCCCCUGCUGGAGGUGGUGGCGGCGGCGGUGGCAGUAAUAGCGGUGGCAGCGGCGUAGGGAUGAAGGGCGACCACUGGCAGGGCGGGCAGGGGGAGAGCGGACCCCCCGGCCCCCUCACGGGACUGGACCAGGACCUCGCCCGGCUCAGCCUGGCCGGACAGAACUGGGCCCAGAGCCCGCCGUCGUACCUGCGCACAGACCUGAGGGGUAUUCCCAGCUCUAUGCACAUGGGUGGAGCGCCACCGCCACCACCGUACGCCAACAUGGACGAGAUGGGUGUUGGAGGAGGUCGGGCGAAGCGCUACUCGUCCCAGCGGCAGCGGCCAGUGCCCGAGCCGGCGCCUCUGCACAUAGGAGUGAUGGAGGGCCACUACUACGAACCCAUGUCUUACCAGGGACCAAUCUACGCCCACGGCGACAGCCCGGCUCCCAUCCCGCCCCAGGGCAUGCUGGUCCAGCCGGAGAUGCACCUCCCACACCCGGGCCACCCAGGUCUUCACCCUCACCAGUCGGGCGGGCCCAUGCCCAACCCUGCCCUCUACGCCGCUCCGCCUGUUUCCAUGUCGCCGGGGCAACCGCCUCCCCAACAGCUCAUGGCUGCCCCCUUCUACCCGCCCCCCGGGGUCAUGACCUUCAGCAACACCAACUUCCCCUACUCCCCAGGAGCCACGCUUCCCCCCAUGUAUCCCAACCCACAGGCCCAGUCCCAGGUCUACGGGGGAGUGACGUACUACGACACGGUGCAGCAGCAGGCCCAACCCAAACCCUCGCCACCCCGCCGCUCCUCCCAGCCCGUUACGGUCAAACCGCCCCCGCCAGAGUAUCCCAGUUCUCUGUAGUGCCCCCAAGGACCGGGGAGGUAAACAGAGUGAGGAGGUGCGCUCUUAGCCCCCAGCAAGACGACGCGGGGCCAGGCUGGGCACAGGGUCAGCGUUCGAGGACCAGCACCACUUGUGGAUGAACAGAUUCAUUCUCCUCUUUUGGUUCCAUUUUUAACUCUCAUUCUUAGUAACAUGAUGCUCAUUUUUUUGUUCCUUUUUAUUUUAUUUGAUUUUAUUUUCUAAAGAUGUUUUGUGUUGUACAUUUUUGAGUGUUCACUCGACCCUUGAGUUCAGCUCUCCCCACCACCCCUGCCGUACUCUUCGUUUUUUAACCCCUCUCUUUUUUCCCUCUUGGCGUGCUCUCAAAUGAUCUGCACACUCUCCUUCCCUCAUUCUGUUGUUAGUCUGCAUUUCCGUGGUGACUCGCUGGCAUGACGAGUGUAUCAGGAUCAGGCGAGAUCUGACGUCAACCCAAAGGUGGAGCUGCGGUUUGGAGGAAAGGUGAACGUGGCCUAAUGGGGACACUGUAAAUUAGCCUGCCAUUGCCGCAUCACCAAACGCACCUCUACGUCGUCAGAUGGACCCAAUCCAUUAGUAUGCACCCUUGAGCAGUGGGCCGCUGUUGAGUUUUGUGUUUGAGUUUGCGGUCCUUAACUUGGACGAGGUCUCCCCGUCUCUCUGGGUUCUAAGUAGACUCAGUGGGACUUGUUCCGGAAUUCUCUUCCAAGUCACAGUAUCUUGGCAAUGGGAUGAGGGGAGGCAAGUGUUUCCAUAUCCCAGGCCAGUGUUUACUGUGUAAUACCGUUAAACAAGUGGGUUUGAUGGGUUUUUCCGAUGGGUCAGUCCUUGACCAAUCUCUCUGGCCUCUAUAGUCGCUGUGCCAGCAAGGUGAAAGGGUGGAGCGUCUGCUCCGUGAAGAAGGAUUCUCUGGACAGUUCUGGAAUGAUCCGAGUCCUGUGUAACACUAGAACACCACUACACACACACACACCUGAUACUGUCACACCCUACACCACCAGUGUUUGUCCGUGAGGAGUUUUUUGUGAGAGAGGUUGUUGGUCCCAGUUUGUGGUCAACUCUGUUUGUUUUAAUCGAAAUGAAAAAUAGAACGAAGAGUAUGUGAAGUGUAUUUAAAGAGAAAGUAGUGGUGUAGUCGUUUGUCCAAGUGGCGUUUCAGAAAACGAUGGCAUCAAGUCCUGAUCAUUUGGCCGUUCCCCCCCCCCCCCCCACGGUUACUGGUGCUUAAUGUAAACGUCUCUUUUAAUCAUCCCUACUUUGAAUAGUCUCUAGAAUUAAAUGCACAUUAAAUACUUGACCAAUUCACCCACAGUAUGGUUCUACGUAAGGCGAUGGUGCUAGCAGUAGCAUGUAGCUGAGGGUGAUCCUGAUUUUUCCACUAUAGAGAGGUGGUGGUUUUCUCUCUUUUUUUUCCCCUCUCUCUUUCCGUUUCCCUUCUGCUAACUUCCACCUUGUGCUGUGUGGAGUUGAAAAUACUGUAUUAUCAGAGUAAAACCCAUUAACCUUUUGGCUGAAACUGAAGUACUUGACAGUGCAUCUGCUUGGUUAUAACGUUUUUAAUGUAAGUGUGUAUAGAUAAGUGUAUAUUGAAGCCUGUGGUUUAUUGAGCUGUAAUACUUUUGAUGACAAUUUUUUUUUUAAUUAUUAUUUGUUUCUAGUUACCCGAAGAGUACUGUCAGCUGGAGCUAAUUCGGCAGGGAAGCCCUGGCCUAUUUGUUUUCGUUGGUCUUAUAUUUGUAAUGAUGGUGGGUGGGUUGGGUUGGUUAAAAUGAUUGCAGAAAAAAAAGUAAUAAACGAGAGACCGUAUUGUGGCCAGAGUCAAAGAUGGCAGCCCCCUUUCUAUUGUGCUAAAAAAUAGAAAUGGAGGCUCAUCUAGAAGCCACUUGUUUCCCCAAGGGGGUGGGGUUGCUUCGGAAUUGUACCUUUGCCUUUCACUAAUGCUGUACAGACAUGCAUGAGGAUAAAAAUAUAUUUCAUUGUAAAAGCAAUUGUAGAGGGGCGUCAGGGGCUGAAAGCUGUUAUAUUCUACCCCCAUGCAGGGGCGCACAGGAUGCUAAUGUUAUUUUCUUUAUUAAGCAAGCAAGCAAACAAACACAAACAAACAAACAAAAAAAAAGAGAUAUGAAAUUAGUUUCCUCCCUCCUACGUUCCACAGGAAACCUAACAGUAUGUAAACGGAAAUAGUCGCAAUGUUCGUUCUCAGUGUUGAUUAGCUAUGACUGAUUAAUUUUAAGAGUAAUUUAAAAUGUAUUGCGUUUAUGCCUUAAUGAUGGAAUCAGUUUAACAUAUCUUUGGUUUUGUUUCGAAUAGACCUGCCAACACUGUGAGGCUGUGUGCUUGUUUCGUCAGUGAUCGAAUAUUCAAGUUUUUUUUUUUCUUUUUUUUUUUUUUGUGGAGAAAUUUGUCAGGAGGACUAUUAAAGAAUUCAAAUCCGAAA